AUGCAAAUUUUUGUCAAGACUUUAACUGGUAAAACUAUUACCUUAGAAGUUGAAUCUUCUGAUACUAUUGACAAUGUUAAAUCGAAAAUCCAAGACAAAGAAGGUAUUCCACCAGAUCAACAAAGAUUAAUUUUUGCUGGUAAGCAAUUAGAAGAUGGUAGAACUCUUUCUGAUUACAACAUUCAAAAGGAGUCCACUUUGCAUUUGGUUCUCAGAUUGAGAGGUGGUAUGCAAAUUUUCGUUAAAACCCUUACUGGUAAAACUAUUACCUUAGAAGUUGAAUCUUCUGAUACUAUUGACAAUGUUAAAUCGAAAAUCCAAGACAAGGAAGGUAUUCCACCAGAUCAACAAAGAUUAAUUUUUGCUGGUAAGCAAUUAGAAGAUGGUAGAACUCUUUCUGAUUACAACAUUCAAAAGGAGUCCACUUUGCAUUUGGUUCUCAGAUUGAGAGGUGGUAUGCAAAUUUUCGUUAAAACCCUUACUGGUAAAACUAUUACCUUAGAAGUUGAAUCUUCUGAUACUAUUGACAAUGUUAAAUCGAAAAUCCAAGACAAGGAAGGUAUUCCACCAGAUCAACAAAGAUUAAUUUUUGCUGGUAAGCAAUUAGAAGAUGGCAGAACUCUUUCUGAUUACAACAUUCAAAAGGAGUCCACUUUGCAUUUGGUUCUCAGAUUAAGAGGUGGUUUGUAUUGA
Molecule: messenger RNA, 693 nt
Organism: Ascoidea rubescens DSM 1968
Lineage: Eukaryota; Fungi; Ascomycota; Saccharomycetes; Ascoideales; Ascoideaceae
Gene: UBI4
Product: ubiquitin
Exons: 1
Coding region: 1-693 (230 amino acids)
Biological process (GO): protein ubiquitination; modification-dependent protein catabolic process
Cellular component (GO): nucleus; cytoplasm
Molecular function (GO): protein tag activity; ubiquitin protein ligase binding
Source: RefSeq, a predicted model, not a curated record